Molecule: messenger RNA, 264 nt
Organism: Suncus etruscus (white-toothed pygmy shrew)
Lineage: Eukaryota; Metazoa; Chordata; Mammalia; Eulipotyphla; Soricidae
Gene: SMIM1
Product: small integral membrane protein 1 (Vel blood group)
Exons: 2
Coding region: 1-264 (87 amino acids)
Source: RefSeq, a predicted model, not a curated record
AUGCAGGCGCCGGACAGCAGCGUCCAGUACUGUCGCUGGGAGCCAGGCAGCCAGGCUGGGGCCACCAUGGACACGGAGUCCAGCACAGGGGGCGCUCCCAGCUGGCACGGGCUCCUCCGUGCUGGGGCCCCUCCGCCAGGUCCUCCCCUGAGGGUCUCUGGGCGGCUGCGUGUGGCCCUGAAGGCGCUGAUCGUGCUGGUCCUGGGCUGGGUCGUCUUCAUCCUGGGCUACGUGACCGGCUACUACGUGCACAAGUGCAAGUGA